UGUAAAUACUGGGGUAAAGAAGGGGUGUAUUAUGAGAGGCAGCGACCAUGAGGAGGGUGUGAGGGAGGUGUUGAGGCGGGCAGGUGGGGCCCAGUUCCUCACUCUCCUCCUCGCCUUCACUCCAGUAACAUCGUCUCUCCUCGUCUUGCAAGAUGCGGUGUUCUAUUAAAAUAUUGCUGGCCUCCAUCUUCUACGUGGCUGGCGUGACGAGCCAGUACCAACCAUUACAGACCCUGGGUGUCCCGAAGUCUUCUAGUACUUCACCUGCUUUUGACGGUAUUCCCAGGGAUAUUAGUCGACCACUUCCUGGAUUAAUUGAAGCAAUCGGAAGCCUGCCGAGUAGCGCUCAACCUAUCGCAGCUAAAGACGCCUUUAUCCUCCAGGGCCCUGGCAGCGUCCUCGUGCCAGACGCAGGCCAGCACAGAGGAAGUUUUGCUGAUGGACGUUAUUUUCCCCAGGACUUUCGUAGUGAUGUAGCACCCGGUCCUAAUGUCGGCCAGGGUGCCUUUGGUGGUCCCGGUCCUAAUGUCGGCCAGGGUGUCUUCGGUGGUCCCGGUCCUAAUGUCGGCCAGGGUGUCUUCGGUGGUCCCGGUCCUAAUGUCGGCCAGGGUGUCUUCGGUGGUCCCGGUCCUAAUGUCGGCCAGGGUGCCUUUGGUGGUCCCGGUCAAAUUCUCGGCCAGGGCGUCGGCAGUGGUCCAGCUACUAUAUUCAUCAGUGGCAGGUUGGACCAGGUGAACGUUCCGCGGGUCGCAGUGGGCAGCACUGGACCUUCUGGAAGUGUUGUCAGACCUGUUGGCGUCCCUCAGGUCAGGCGAGUGGAUGAUGUCUUCCACCCCACUGUCACCCAAGUUGUCACCAUCGACCGUUGCGUCACUGUCACUGACCAAGCCUUCAACAGCGUGGCAGUAACCUUAACGUCCUUCAGCGUGCAGACUGUCACCGUCGGAACACGCUCGGUGCUACAGACUCCCGUUGAUGACCGGGUCGCUCUCCAGACUUCUGUCUCUGUCCGGCCAACGUCAGUAACGUUAACGGAAGUGAAGUCUGACUUCAGGAUCGUGACGGAAACGUCACUAAGUUACGUGACCCUCGGCCACACGUCCUACAUAAUCAGCCAGUACACCUACACCACUCCGGCCACCCAGGUGCUGACGUAUACAGCGACGGUGGUACACACGAAUAUUAACACAAAGAGCACCACCUUCACCAACUACCGGACAGUGACGGACACCUUGUACGUUAACAGCGGCUACGGCUACCGUCCUCAAUAAAUGACUGUUAAUCUUAAUACAAAACUCUUGCAUUGUUGUAAAAAAUAUCGAGUAAACUUGAGUCAUA
Messenger RNA from Procambarus clarkii (red swamp crayfish), 1338 nucleotides. Its product is annotated as collagen, type I, alpha 1b-like. The record is from RefSeq and is a predicted model, not a curated record. NCBI's taxonomy places the organism in Eukaryota, Metazoa, Arthropoda, Malacostraca, Decapoda, Cambaridae.